AUGGCUGAGAAAAAUAAAUAUUAUGUUGUGUUCAAAGGCAAGAAUGUAAGAAUUAUCAAAGAUUGGAUUAGUUGUCAUGCACAAGUAGUUAGGUACAAUGGAAGGCUAUAUGAUGGGUUUGAGAUGUUUGAGGAGGCUGAAACAACACGUAUGAAGCUCUACAAGGAUGAGAUUAUACCUCAACCCAUUGAAGAUGUCAAGGAGUCGCAAACAUGGAAUGCUAGUGCAAGUAGCAGUGAGGAAGUGUCAUUUGAAGAAAUAUCAUUGCUUGCGAAUUUAUCAUGUUUUGUAACUGGUUUGGAUUACCUGAAAGCGCUUGUAGAGACGAAACAGACGGGCAUCCAAGCCAUUGAAAAGAUGAGGACAUCGUGGUUGAAGUUAGCAAGUAGGAUUUACUGUAUCAUGUCUGUCAUAAUCUAG
This is a messenger RNA of Lotus japonicus, 420 nucleotides long. RefSeq lists its product as uncharacterized. The record is from RefSeq and is a predicted model, not a curated record. The coding region runs from base 1 to 420 and encodes 139 amino acids. The transcript has 2 exons. NCBI's taxonomy places the organism in Eukaryota, Viridiplantae, Streptophyta, Magnoliopsida, Fabales, Fabaceae.